AUGCCUCCCACACCGACACCCAGCCAUGCCUCCCACACCGACACCCAGCCAUGCCUCCCACACCGACACCCAGCCAUGCCUCCCACACCGACACCCAGCCAUGCCUCCCACACCGACACCCAGCCAUGCCUCCCACACCGACACCCAGCCAUGCCUCCCACACCGACACCCAGCCAUGCCUCCCACACCGACACCCAGCCAUGCCUCCCACACCGACACCCAGCCAUGCCUCCCACACCGACACCCAGCUGUGCCUCCCACACCGACACCCAGCCAUGCCUCCCACACCGACACCCAGCUGUGCCUCCCACACCGACACCCAGCCAUGCCUCCCACACCGACACCCAGCCAUGCCUCCCACACCGACACCCAGCCAUGCCUCCCACACCGACACCCAGCUGUGCCUCCCACACCGACACCCAGCUGUGCCUCCCACACCGACACCCAGCUGUGCCUCCCACACCGACACCCAGCCAUGCCUCCCACACCGACACCCAGCUGUGCCUCCCACACCGACACCCAGCCAUGCCUCCCACACCGACACCCAGCCAUGCCUCCCACACAUACACCCAGCUGUGCCUCCCACACCGACACCCAGCCAUGCCUCCCACACAUACACCCAGCCAUGCCUCCCACACCGACACCCAGCCAUGCCUCCCACACCGACACCCAGCUGUGCCUCCCACACCGACACCCAGCUGUGCCUCCCACACCGACACCCAGCUGUGCCUCCCACACCGACACCCAGCCAUGCCUCCCACACAUACACCCAGCUGUGCCUCCCACACCGACACCCAGCUGUGCCUCCCACACCGACACCCAGCUGUGCCUCCCACACCGACACCCAGCUGUGCCUCCCACACCGACACCCAGCUGUGCUGCCUCUCCCGACACCCAUCAACAUAG
Messenger RNA from Procambarus clarkii (red swamp crayfish), 906 nucleotides. Lineage: Eukaryota; Metazoa; Arthropoda; Malacostraca; Decapoda; Cambaridae. The record is from RefSeq and is a predicted model, not a curated record.